This is a messenger RNA of Haliotis rufescens (red abalone), 3599 nucleotides long. Its product is annotated as protein dispatched homolog 3-like. The transcript is spliced from 11 exons. Gene Ontology annotation, cellular component: membrane. Lineage: Eukaryota; Metazoa; Mollusca; Gastropoda; Lepetellida; Haliotidae. The record is from RefSeq and is a predicted model, not a curated record. The coding region runs from base 358 to 3411 and encodes 1017 amino acids.
UUCCGCAGCUCUGCGCACACCGUUCUCAUGGCGACGCUUGCCUCCGAUACGCUACCAUUGUUUCCGCUGUUCCGGAUGGAAUCGAAGUUGUGCGAUCGGUGAUGCAUAAGUGACAGAGAGAGUGUGUUGCGAGCCACGUGUCUCCGUAUGGUUAUGUUGGUGUGCGGGACAACCAGGCAACACACAGUACUGAGGGAAAAGAGCUCAGGUAAACAUUUACCUCACUGUUAUUGAUGAGUGCUACCGAUUAUUUCAGACUAGCGCCUUGGUUUUCAUUACAGGAAUCGGCUGUGGACAAGGUACUUUGGACCCAGCGUCUACGAAAUCCCUCACAUUACGUUGGCGCCAACUUGAAUCAUGGGAGACAACUCUGCCCCUAACACAAACGGAGUGACGUUAGAGGAGGGCGUGGGGGGAGACACAGAUAUCAACGGCAAGAGGAUGGGUGGACAGGGGGAACACCAGCAGAGCGAUACCACGUCACAGAAGGAGCUGAAACCUGUGAAGACAAUAGCAUUUUGCAGGUUUAUUGUCAGAAGACACAAGCUUGCGUUCGGUCUGACUCUUGGUGGACAUAUUCUUCUCAUAGUGGUGUCAGCAAUUCUAGUACAGAGCGGAUACAACCUGUUCCCACUGAGCUUUACCGGGGUCCCUCUAACGCUGACAGAAGAUGAGACUUACCUCAGAGGAGAGGCGUUCUCCAUGGCGGACGAUAGUGGAGUAAUCAUAGAGAAUAGCCUAAACUCGGACUCGGGAGAGAGAACAAAGACAACGGAAACACUGUACUUGUACUACGAAGCUGGUAACGUUUUCACUAAAGAUAAUCUCAAAGCAAUUGCUGCCUUUGAAAAUGAGUUGGUCGGUAACGCAAAGUAUGGAAACUUCUGCAAACUUACCAUCGCUGGACAGUGUGAAAAACCUUUCUCAAUUAUCAGGCUCUUUGACGGAAGUUUGCCACCUCUAACACAAGAUGUGAACUAUAGUGAUAUUGUUGGAACCCUGUCUGCUGCAAUGAGCAAUCCGGGAAUUGCACAGUUGCUGCAGUUCCAUCUGGGAAAAGAUGCAGUGAUAAAUGCAACUCUGAAUAUAGCUUCCACAUCAAUAACACGGACCAUUAUCUACCUUGGACACACAGACCAAAGUCAAAGAGAAACGUUCUUGGUUGAAAAUUUUCGCGACAAGCUGCUCAGCAAGUCGGACACGGGUAUAGGAGGAAUGACAUUCAUCUACACGUCAAUAAGUCUUUUCAGUUACGACAUUCAGCGGCAAGUCAUAUUCGAUUUGCUUCUCGCUGGGGGAAGCUUUGGAUUCAUUUUCCUCUUUAUGCUCAUCCAGACCCAAUCCUUGCUCAUCACGGGUUUAGCUGUCUUCAGUGUCUUAACGAGUUUCCUUGGAGCCAAUAUGGUAUACAGAAUUGUGCUUGAUUACCAGUACUUUGGUAUAUUCCAUGUCCUCUCUAUCUUCAUCAUUCUGGGUAUAGGUGCAGAUGAUGUGUUCGUUUACUUUGAUACAUGGAGAGCAACGGCUCACGAGAACCAUCCAACGCUGGAAGAGCGUGUCUCCGCCUGCUACAAACGAGCGUCCAAAGCCAUGUUCGCGACGUCGCUGACCACUAUGAUUGCAUUCUUUGUAAAUGCCCUAUCUCCCCUGUUGGCUGUGUCCUCCUUUGGCCUCUUCUCCGGGAUCCUGGUCCUCGUCAACUACAUUUCCGUCAUCGUCUUCUUCCCGACCGUUGUUGUAGUCCACCACAAGCACUGGGAGAACUGGACCUGGCCUUGUUUCCGCUGCUGCAAAAAGAAGACGCCCGAAAUCUCGCCGAACCAUGAUCUGAAGGACGGAGAACGGAAACACCCGAUCGUCCGUUUUUUCCGCGACCCCUUCUUCGCCUUCGUUAGCCAUAAAAUAAUCAAAUGGGUCCUCUUCGUAGUGUGCCUAAUCGUAUUGAGUGUCUUCAUCUACUUUGCGACGACUUUGAAACCCGAAGAAGAAGCUAUCAAGAUAUACAAGGAUACACACAAUUAUGGCAAGGCGAUUGAUCGUAAUCUCAACUCGUUCAAGCCUAGUGUCAAGGACGAAGUGAUAAAGGUCUACCUGGUGUGGGGUUUGAAGGAGCAGGAUCGUGCGUCGUGUCACAAGACGGACUACGAAUGCUUUGGGAGGACAGUGUGGGAUGAUGGAUUUGAUCUCAACCCUAAACCAGCACAGAAUGCCCUCUUCGACCUGUGCACCAGGAUCCGCAACAUGAGCGACGCGGAGAGUGCAAGAUUGUUGAUACGUCGUGACAGCGUCAGCGGCUUCCUCGACGUCGACUGCUUCAUCACAGACUUCGACACUGACAUGGCUGCACUUAACAGCAGUCUGCCCGUCUCUGAGACCAAUAUGCUGGCCUUCAUGAUGGCGAACCCCCAGCUGUACGACACAUCUCAGAACAUGCAGAACUUCUACAGGUACUUCGAGACUGGACUAUCGUACUGGUUGUAUGACGGCUACAGUGGCACAAGUUCAACGCAGUUCAUCAAUUUCGCUGACCACCUUGGAUUUUCCAUGGAUGUCUCGGACACGAAAAAUAUCAUCAACAAAACAGAUCGCUACUACGGAACAAGACUGAGGUAUGCCGCCAUUGUUGUGCACACGACCCUACGGAAUGGGAAAGUGGGCUUCGUGGAUGGGAUUCCUGUCGUCGAUGCCUGGGAAAGUUUUGCCAGAUCAGCGAUAGCGAAGCUGCCGCCAUCCCUGAGUGGAGGAUUUCAGUGCACACCCGAAGGCAACAACGCUUGGCACUGGCUUCGAGUCCAAAAGACUCUUGCUGACUCCGCCGUCAAGGGCAUCAUCAUCGGCAUCUGUCUCGCCUUCGUCAUCCUCACCUUCGCAACACAGAACGUCGUCCUCGGGUUCCUCGCCACCGCCACCAUCAGCUGUGUGACCGUCACCAUCGUCGGCAUCAUCCCACUGGCGGGCUGGAAACUGGGGGUACUGGAGUCCCUGAAUCUCUCGCUGGUUGUGGGACUUGCCGUUGACUACGUCGUCCACCUGGCGGAAGGAUACCAUCUGUCACGUCACGAACACAGACUCGGCCGACUACGCGAUAUGUUGGAAACCGUAGGAAUAUCCGUCCUCUCUGGAGCAUGCACUACUUUGGGAGCCUCCCUAUUCAUGUUAUUUGCGGUCAUUUUGUUCUUUAUGCAAUUUGGUAUUUUCAUGUUCUGCACCAUUGGGUUCUCUCUGUUCUAUUCGCUGCUUCUGUUCGCCCCGUUGUUGGCUAUCUGUGGCCCCCAGGGGAACUUUGGCUCCCUUUCCCCCGUGUAUGCGUGGAUCAAGGACCGAUUUAGGGGCAAGAAGAAAACCGACGUCGACUGCAACAAAUGCUCAGGUCAAGGUUUUCAUCCUUUGGAAGGAAUGGAGAAGUUCUGAUCAGAAUAUAUACUUAAAUUAUACGUAUUUAUGGUGGGCAGAUGAAGCCACGGUUUAAUUCCCGGUAAAGGUAUGAUGAAACGUUGAUAUUCAGUAAACGAAAAUAACCCCAUUCAAAUUGAAAAAAUAGGGGCGUGUCGACAUUGUACGUUUCCUUGAUAUGAACGUAUAUUCCUCUAAUUGGCAGA